GUUCAUUUAGCAUUAGUCGACUUGGAGAAGAAGUAGAAAGCAAGACUUAGAGAAGAAGUAGCGUGCGAGAGAAGAGUCGUCAAAAUCUGACUGUGCCAGCUAGAGGCGCCAAAAGCAUCUCCCUCUGAUUUUUUUGUUUGUUUGUUUGUGUAUUUUAUUAUUUUCCCUGUUUCGUUCCAGACGAAAAAACCCACUCAUUUUCCCCCUUUAAAUAUCGCAAACUUUAAUGCCCCCUUCACAUUUCUUCAAACGCUCUCAGUUCCAGUUUACCUGGAAUGGAAGCAUCUGGCUCGAAUGUACCAAAGUGUGACGAUGAAGAGAAAGCAUUGAAGGGUUUGCUCGAUGCAUUUAGUUCUACAUUUUCUCUUGAUGAAAUAGCUUCUGCUUAUUGCAAGGCAGGCCGUAAUGCAGAUUUGGCUGCUGAGGUUCUGUUUGACAUACAGGGUAGUACCUCUACAUCUGCUACUUAUGCCUCUAAUGGUGAGGCAAAGGGUGAAGAAUCUUUGGAAUUUUCCUCUGGUAACUUUUCUGAGAAGUUGGGUCAAGCAAGUGGAAAUUCUAGAGCUUCAAAGCCGAAAAGCCGAUCAGUUUCCGGAGGAACUGUUUCAAGCAUUAUCGGUAAAGAUUAUAUCAGGUCCACCCCAUCAGCAAAUGGGUCUUAUAAGGUGAGCAAACCAAUCAAAAAGGUCUGGAGAUUGGUACAGAUGUCUGAGCUUUCAGAAGUUGAAGCUAAGUCAGGAUCUCCGAAGGAUGAUCCAAGGCACCAGGACAUUGAAGAUUUGUCUGCUGAGGUUCUGUUUGACAUGCAGGGUAGUACCUCUACAUCUGUUACUUAUGCAUCGAAUGGUGAGGCAAAGGGUGAAGAAUCUUCGGAAUCUUCCUUCGGUAACUUUUCUGAGAAGUUGGUUCAAGCAAGUGGAAAUUCUAGAGCUUCAAAGCCAAAAAGUUCUUCAGCCAUUCUCGGUAAAGAUUAUAUGGACCCAUCAACACAAGGGUCUUGCAAGGUAAGCAAACCAAUCUUGAGAGUGGUACCAAUGUCUAAGCCUUCGGAAGUUGAAGCUCAGUCCAGUUCUCCGAAGAAUGGUCCAAUGCGCAAGGAAAUGGUAGAUUUUCUUUUCAGAAUGCUUGGAGAUGAGUUCAAGCUGGAUAGGGAUGUGAUUCAACAAGUUCUUGAUUAUUGUGAAUAUGAUAUGCAAAAGAGCAUGGACAAACUACUCGAUCUAGCAGGGAUGACUUUAGACAAAGGGAACAAUUUUGUUGGUGAAUCUACCGAAAAGUUUACAGAUACGAGUCCAAAAGCUGAAGUACCUUCACAUGAAAGAAAGAUGCAAUACAUAAAUCAUCCUGGAAGCAAUGGAAAUGGGGUAGAGCCAUUUGUACAACUCAAAGAGAAAAAUGAUCUCCAGAAAGAAGUUUUGGUUGCCUUAUUUAAUGCUCCUGAGAGUCGUGAUGAGUUUCCUAGAAGAAGAACAAAGGCAGUGAAGAGAUCUGCAGCAGUUGAGCAAGUGGUGGAUGGACUUCCAGUGGACUUUAACAUAGAUGAAAAGAAAACAGUGAUGUACUUGCAGAAAGAUAACGAGGAUGAUGAGGAUGAAGGGGAUGGCUAUCAGGUUCUUCGUAGAGCUGUGAAGCAGUAUUGGGGCACCAUGAAAGAAUAUUAUCAAGCGGCCGUUGAUGCAUUUGCUAAGAGGGAUCACGUACGAGCAGCAAAACUUCUAGAACAGGCAUAUUUUUUUCACAAAAAGGCUCGUGAAGCAGAUGAAGAAUCUAAUAGAAUAAUUUUAGAAUCUGGAAAUGUAGAGGAACAAGAUGAAAUGUUGCUCGACUUGCAUGACACUGGUGCCAAGGAGGCGGUACGUCUUCUGAAAUGUCAUCUAUCUUCACUCUCGGGCAUCCCAUCAAUCAAGCACCUUAAGGUCAUCAUUGAGGCAAAUGAUCAAGAUAUUACCAAACGAUCUUGUAGACAACUGGUUAUGAAGCUAUUGGAGAAGGAAUCCAUUAAGUGGACUGAAGAAGGAAAUGCUGGAACAAUCCUAAUCCGCUUGGAUAGUAUCAACAGAAAACAUUUGAGUUUUGUCAAAAAAUAAUGUGGAUCAUAGAGUCAAGUUGAUAUCUCUAAAACCCAUCCACUGACACAAGGUAAAAUUAUCAAUUAUCGAAUGGAGAACCACCAUAAGCAAUAUAAAGGUCAAAUAAAUAAAUAAAAAUGGUACGGUUUGAAGGCUUUAGAAGUUUGUUGCUGUCUAGUUCUUUGUAGGUCAUAAUUUGUAUCAAAACUUUGCAUAUUUUUUGGCUUCCUAUUGUAUUUAAACUGAAUGAGUUGAAUUUGAAGAAGCAAAGGAAUUGAACAACCGAUGCAUAACUGAGUGCAUACAUUCUUUAGAAAACUUAUGAAGGGUCAAGCAUGAAAGUGGAAGGGAAGUAAACAAUGUGGAGUAGAAGUUUUGAAAUGUGAUGACUUUGUUUCAUUGUGGUUUAUAGCCUAUUUUUCUUUGGAUUUUUAGUA
Molecule: messenger RNA, 2506 nt
Organism: Alnus glutinosa
Lineage: Eukaryota; Viridiplantae; Streptophyta; Magnoliopsida; Fagales; Betulaceae
Product: putative nuclear RNA export factor SDE5
Exons: 12
Coding region: 276-2087 (603 amino acids)
Source: RefSeq, a predicted model, not a curated record